UUCAACCUUAUUACAUUAAUUAUCCCACUACAAACAUGAACAUCCCUCGUCUCGAUACAUAUUGCAAACAAAUUCACAUGUCGCAGCGUGGACACUCCUCAAUGGUUUUAUUCGAUACUUAUCCGCAGCUCAGUUCAUAGAACAUACGCCCUGUGCAGUUCAUCCUUUGACUAUCUUCGACCGAGUCCAGCAGCCAGAGUAGCCCGUACUAGUAUAGUAGCUAGCAUUAAAUUUGUAGUAAAACCCAGUCACCAAGAAAAUGACUUCAAGGAGGAUGGUUCCGGUGAAGUUGACGAUCGCUGUCGGGUUUUUGUUCACCGUUUCCGUGUGUUCUUCAUCCAUGACAGCGAAAAAGUCACCCUCCUCUACUGGUCGUGCUCGCAGCGUUGAAAGCGGUUUGGAUGAUGAACUGAUUCCGUCUUACGAGUGUGCUCACCGUAGCCGAGAUUGGACUAUGCGGUGUAUGGUGCCGGUGACCAAUUUUCAAAUGUCCCUAGAUCUGUGCGGAACGAAUCAGACGCCUGACAAAAAUCACGUUCAAAACUGUGUGAAAGAACUGUACAUUCUGGGUAAAUCGUGCCCACAAACUUCGAUGAUGGAUGCAGCGAAAGAGAUGAUGCACCAAAAGGGUCCACCACCACCGCCGCCAGCCCCACAGACGACUAAACCGAAGAAGCCAAAGGCAAAGAAACUCUUGGAAAAUAGCCUACCUCACCUAUCGAAGGCGUAUUCGAAGGGAACAGUCGGCGGAAAGAAAAAAGAAAAAUUUGAUCUUUGAUUGAGUGAAAGUAAUGUCCAAGUAAUAAAAAUGCCGUG
Messenger RNA from Aedes albopictus (Asian tiger mosquito), 816 nucleotides. RefSeq lists its product as uncharacterized. Bases 260 to 778 code for a protein of 172 amino acids. The record is from RefSeq and is a predicted model, not a curated record. NCBI's taxonomy places the organism in Eukaryota, Metazoa, Arthropoda, Insecta, Diptera, Culicidae. The transcript is spliced from 3 exons.